Diversispora eburnea is the source of this 672-nucleotide messenger RNA. Lineage: Eukaryota; Fungi; Glomeromycota; Glomeromycetes; Diversisporales; Diversisporaceae. The record is from the annotation of a GenBank genome assembly.
AUGGAAAAGGCACCUCCUACUUUCUUAAAGACGAUUAAAUAUCUUAGAUCUUCUAAAGUUUUAAAAACUCGUCCAGGAAUUUUGAAUGGAAAGAGGGUAGAGUAUUUUAAAGGUAAAACUGCUGUAAAAGCUCUACUUAAAGAACCAUUUAAAAAAUUAAAGAACGUUCCAAAAAUUACGAAUGAAAAUGAGGCAAGUCAAGUUCUCGAAGAAAUUCUAGAAUUUGCUUUUUACGCGCGAGUUGAACGUUCUGGCGGUGCCGAAAGUUCUCGCAACAAAAUUUUGAAAAUAACCCCAGUUCAAUUAUGGUCAGAAGACCAAUACUAUGUAUGGCUAUAUGAAGGAUCACAACUUUUGAACUCUUUGUUGGGAGUGUUGUUAAUGUUGGUUGUAUUCGUAGCUGUUUUAUUCCCUCUUUGGCCAGCCAAAUUACGUGAUUCAGUAUGGUACGUCUCAGUAUUUAUACUCGGUAUUUUUGGAAUGAUCAUGGCUCUUGCCGUUUUUAGACUUGUAUUGUUCAUCGUUACUAUGAUUAUAGUACCUCCAGGGAUAUGGAUUUUUCCUAACUUAUUUGCAGAGUGUGGGGUUUUGGAAAGUUUUGUUCCAUUAUGGGAUCUUCAUACAACAGUUGAAGACGAAGAUGAAGAAUUUACUGAUAAGAAAGAUGAUUAG